AUGGCUGGGCAGUGGCUGGACAAGAAGCAUCAAGAGUACCUGCAGAUAUUUGAGAAGACGAUGAUGUCUGAUUUUCUUAGAAGGAAACGAGAGGCUGACCAGAACAGCCUUGAUACAAGGGUGCAGAACCUUGAAAAAAGGGUGGAUAUGCAGAUCAAGCUGAUUGAGGAUGAAGUAUUAGGUGACAAUCACCAGCGAGAGUUCCCAGAGUUCCCCGCUGGCACAAUCAUCACUAUCGUCAUUGGAAGCGACGGGAGUCCGACAAUUGUGAGGACGCGUCCAACUUCUGCCUUAUCAAUUGAAGAUGGAACAGGUGAUGUUGCCAAGGAGGAUCAAAAUAGAGCAGCAACAGCAAAAUCUGAUGGAAUUAACAAUAUUGAUGAAGAUGAAACGAUAACUAAGAAUGACGCUAAUGUUGACAUAAAAAUGAAUGAAGCUGAAAAGGAAAUGGUCGAACAGAAAAGGAGGGCAGAAAAGGAGGAGCGACGAAGAAAACGGAGAGAACGAAGAGAGGAGAAAAGACCCAGAAAAGAGACUGAUUUUUUAAAUGCUGGGCUAUCUGCAAUCCAUGAUAUCAGCCAGCCUGGCGUUUUAAAGUUUAUGGAUUCUUAUGCAGGAAAAGAAGAGAAAGGACCUAGAGAGCUUGACCCGUCCAAUGGGGAGGGGUCACAGGCAAGGGCACGGCCUUGUACAGCUCCUCAGAUGUCAAGGUCACCAAAGGUCAUUGACCAGACUGAUAUGCAGGAUACUGAAGACAUCAUUGAAGCGAAACUACCAGCCUGGAACUAAAGCUUCAACAUGUUCAAAAUCAAUUUAUGUAUAUGUUUACAUGUACUAUUUGAACUGAAUUUAAAACAGAAUAAUAAGAAACAAUUUAGUAUGGCUGUUUUUUAAAUUAAGUCAUUUCCCUUUGAAUGUUUUUGGUUCGUUUGGAUCUGUUGAUGUUUAUAUUUUUAAUGCACGACCCUUUGAAUGUUUUUGUUGGGUGUUAUGGCUGUUUAUGCAUUAAAUGACCCUUUGACUGGUCUUUGUUAGUAUGUAUUUAUGGCUGUUAAUGAUUUUAACUCAUGGCAUUUCGACUGUUUUUGUUUAGGUUGGGUGUCCGUCUGCUUAAAUGCA
This is a messenger RNA of Dreissena polymorpha, 1119 nucleotides long. RefSeq lists its product as uncharacterized. Bases 1 to 789 code for a protein of 262 amino acids. The transcript has 4 exons. NCBI's taxonomy places the organism in Eukaryota, Metazoa, Mollusca, Bivalvia, Myida, Dreissenidae. The record is from RefSeq and is a predicted model, not a curated record.